Molecule: messenger RNA, 309 nt
Organism: Paecilomyces variotii
Lineage: Eukaryota; Fungi; Ascomycota; Eurotiomycetes; Eurotiales; Thermoascaceae
Exons: 2
Coding region: 1-309 (102 amino acids)
Source: RefSeq, a predicted model, not a curated record
AUGACGGUCGUGCUACAUUACACAGCAGAUCUCGCUCCAGAAGUCCAAGACAGCGCAUUCUCUUGGAAUGGGCUACAGGCCGUGUCUUACGUCUUCAUCGGAGAAUUCUCCCUCUGGUAUCAGAAUUGGGUGACUAUCUCUGCUGUGAUUGGGUCCAGCUACUAUGUUAGCAUCAUCGAGGCAACCUUCCUCAAAUACGGGAUCAAUAAUCAUGCCUACGCAAAGUACUGUGCAAAGGCCGAUGGAACCAUCAGGAGACGAAAUCCAUACCGCGGUGAACGAACACACUACGGCAGCACCCGUAGUUAG